Molecule: messenger RNA, 2266 nt
Organism: Cuscuta epithymum
Lineage: Eukaryota; Viridiplantae; Streptophyta; Magnoliopsida; Solanales; Convolvulaceae
Source: the annotation of a GenBank genome assembly
AAGUUUUCACAUUCCAGACUUCACAUUCCCAUCGUAUCCUUCAUACACCUCUCCUACGAAUUCCUCCCCAAUCGACUGCCAAGGUAGAGCUCUCCAGAUUAUCAGCUCUUUUUGCCAAACGGAUCUACUUCAUUCAGCUAGCAAUUCAGAUUCAACACUUCAAAGUUCAGCUCCAGACAAUAGUUUGCGUUUCAAGCCUCUAAUUCAGACAUUAGCCUCCAGUUCCAGCUCGUUGUGCUAAACAUAACCCAAUUUCGAGUUUCGACCAUGACCACUUCGAAGCGAAAUCACAAAGAGAAGACAAUUCGUCGCAACAAAGAGGAGAAAGCUGAAGAACCAGAACUACCCAAGUACAGAGACAGAGCCAAAGAGAGGAGAGAGGAUAUAAAUCCUGAUUAUGAGCUUAAUGAAUUGGGUGCGUUUCAUGCCGUUGCUCCCCCAGGCAAUGUGGAUAUUGGUUCUGCUGAUGCUCACAAGUUAUCUAUUGAGAAGAGCAAGUAUCUUGGAGGUGAUGUGGAGCACACACAUUUGGUUAAAGGGUUGGAUUAUGCUUUACUUCAUAAAGUGAGAAGUGAAAUAGAUAAGAAGCCUGAUGUUGGAGAUGACCCUGAUGGGAAAUCUAGGGCACCUAAGGAAGACCAAACAUUGGCUUUCCGCACUGCAACUGCGAAGUCAGUAUACAAGUGGAUAGUCAAGCCUCAGACUGAUGUAAAGACCAAUGAAAUGUUCCUUCCUGGGAGGAUGGCUUUUAUAUUUAACAUGGAAAGUGGGUUUUCACAUGACAUUCCGACAACACUUCACAGGAGUAAAGCUGACUGCCCUGUUCCUGAGGAAAUGGUUACAGUCAGUGUUGAUGGUUCCGUCUUAGAUAGGAUAGCUAAAAUUAUGACAUAUCUCCGCCUUGGAUCAUCUGGGAAAGUUCUCAAGAAGAAGAAGAAGGAAAAAGAUGGAAAAGGAAAAAUUUCUGGUUUUGUAAAUGGUUACGAAGAGAACAAUAAUAUAUCAAAAUCUGAUGCAAUGAAGAACCAUAUUGACAAAGCAACUGCGUUGCCCGCUCAUGAAUCUUCUAAAAAGAAUCAUCACAGUGAGUUUAGGGAGAAACAGGGUCCCUCUGUUGCUAGAGUUGAAGAAGAAGAUAUAUUUGUCGGAGAAGGAGUCGACUAUUCUAUCCCUGCUGUAGAUCCAAACCAGAGCCCUAUAUCAGAGGAUAUGGAAGAAUCCCCUAGAAAUAAAGAGAGAACCUCAUAUUUCGGUGAACCUGCUGCUGCCUAUGCCUCAAUUCCAUCAUCUGAACCACAUCAUGGUUGGCAAGCGAAUGGGUAUGAAGCUGUUCAAGCACAGGCCUUUGGUGGGGUGUAUCCACCUGAGUGGCAGGAUUAUCAAUAUGCUGAGCAAGUGGGGUAUCCAGACCAAUACCUCCAGCAGACCUAUGAUGCACAAACCGGUUCAAUCAUUCUUCAGGACCCGCAAUUGAUGACCCAAGAAGAAAAGGAUAGAGGUUUAGGGUCGGUGUUUAAGAGAGACGAUCAGAGGCUUCAACAGCUAAGAGAGAGAGAUGCCCGGGAGAAGGAUCCCAACUUUGUGUCUGAGAGCUAUUCUGAGUGUUAUCCUGGCUACCAAGAGUACAACCGUGAGGUUGUUGACAGUGACGAUGAAGCUGAUUUGACAAAGAUGGAUAUGGGUGGACGUGCAAAAGGACGACUUCAUAGGUGGGACUUUGAGACGGAAGAAGAGUGGGCAUCAUACAAUGAACAGAAGGAGGCAAUGCCUAAAGCUGCAUUCCAGUUUGGUGUUAAAAUGCAAGACGGGAGGAAGACCAGAAAGCAAAACAAAGACCACAAACUCAACAAUGAGCUCCAUAAAAUCAGUAAAUUACUUGCCCGAAAGAAGAUGGAGGAGAAAGGUGGUGGUGGUGGAGGGGACUUCAACGAGGACGACUCUCAUCCAGGAAAGAAACUAAGAGUUUGAUGUUUAUUUCAAUUUAUUAUUAUUAGCGUGUAUUAGAAUGUUGUGCCUUCUUUAUGAACCUAAGAUUUCAUUUGCAAGUUAUUUUCCCAAUCAUUUCCUUUUUGGUACACCACGGGCUUAUAUUGUGAUAAUGGUAUUAAUGUAUUAUUAUUAUAAUUACUAUUAUUAUCAAGUCCACAGUUACAACUCCUACCUUUUAUGCCGAACAAACAUUUCAGCCCAUUUUUGCCCUGUACUUCCAUUGAAUUAAAGGAUACUGAAUUACUGAUGUUUGGAAAAGGAAAUCCCAAUUUAGCAC